AAUGAUUGGCUGUGUGUCCUCGGGCCGCACCACGCACUGGCACGCACUGCCUCUAGAGAGGAGAGAGGAAAGAGGAGAGCUUCGAUUGAUACAACUGUGAAGGAGGCGUUGUGCAGGGGGAGUCGAGAGCAUAGCCUAGGGGGGAAAAAGGAAGAAACAUACUUGUUUGUGUGUGCUUCCAGUGUGUUACUGUGUGCGGGACCAAGGACUUUUGCAUUUUGUGUGGUGUUAGGCUAGUUUGAAACCGCUAAUCGACUUCUGCUAAUGUCCAGACCCUGAGCCCUACUGGUUGUCCGGGAACUGGAGCAAAGGUGAAAGCAGACUGUAUCUGAGUUGUAUACCUCUGGGCAGAGCGUACUAGAGAGUUGUAUACCAGACUGUACCUGAUAUUCGUGUGAGCGUCGGUGAUAGUCGCAUCGUGUGAGCGUCGGCGCGAUGUCGGAUGGUGUGGUGACCACCUUUGUCCUGGCCCUCAAGGCUCUGGCCUGCGUCUACGACCUGGUCACAUGGCUCCCCUUCUUCAUCGUCCAGCGGCCAGACGUGGCCCGGGCCAAGUCCAACAGGCUCAAGGCGGCACCGGUGAACGGCCAGGCAUCGGACCCCUGGCGAUCAGUGGACGUCCCUCCAUCUGGACUGACCACGGCUAUGUUCCCCGGUUGUGAGACGCUGUAUGACCUGUUUGCCCGCGCCUGUCGUUUGUACGGCAGCCGGCCGUGUCUGGGCACGCGCGAGGUGCUGUCUGAGGAGGAGGAGAGGCAGCCCAACGGGAAAGUCUUCAAAAAGCUGGUGUGUGGCAAGUACAUCUGGAUGAGCUAUGACGACGUGGCCACCCAUGUAGACAACCUGGCGAGCGGCCUGUUUGCCCUGGGCCAGAAGCCCGGCUGUAAGAUCGUGGUGUUUGCCGAGACCCGCGCCGAGUGGAUGAUCGCAGCACAAGCCUGCUUCAAGAACAACUUCCCACUCGUGACCCUAUAUGCCACCCUGGGCAAUGACGCCAUCGCUCACGGCAUCCAGGAGACGGGCGCAUCACACGUCAUCACUAGCCUGGAUCUGCUGCCCAAGUUUGAGAGAGCAAGAACGGCGCUGUCAGCCGCCCUCGGACGGACGACAUAGCAGUGAUCAUGUACACUAGUGGGUCCACCGGACUGCCCAAAGGUGUGUUGAUCUCACACAGAAACAUCCUGUGUGGCACGUCGGGACAGACAGACCGGAUCCCAGGCCUAAAUCUCCUGUCUGGCCAAGGGGUCACGGCUAGGCUACUCCUCCCCCACCACGCUGACCGAUAAGUCGACCAAAAUCAAGAAAGGAAGCCAGGGUGAUGUGUCGGUGCUGAGGCCAACGCUGAUGGCUGGAGUGCCGGUAAUCAUGGACCGGAUCUACAAGAACGUGUGGGAGAAGAUCAACGGCGGCUCUCUCAUGGAGCGCGUGUUGUUCCGGUUCGCCUACGAGUACAAGCUGACACAUCUGGUGCAGGGAUACGACACGCCGGUGUUGAACAAGAUCGUGUUCAAGAAGACAAAAGCCCUUUUGGGAGGCCGGCUGCGUCUGAUGCUGUGCGGGGGGGCGCCACUGUCUGCGACCACGCAGCGCUUCAUGAACGUCUGCUUCUGCUGCCCCGUCAGUCAAGGUUACGGGCUCACGGAGACGUGUGGGGCGGGCACGGUGCUGGAGUUCACUGACCUGAGUGUGGAAAGAGUUGGCUCCCCUCUCAUCUCCAGCGAGAUCCGUCUACGCAACUGGGACGAAGGAAACUACAAGACGAGCAACUUACCCUUCCCCCAGGGGGAGAUUCUGAUUGGUGGAGAGAACGUUGCCAUGGGAUACUUCAAGAACCCGGAGAAGACGCGCGAGGAGUUUCUGACCAUUGACGGCCGGCGCUACUUCUGCACGGGCGACAUCGGACAGUUUGAGGCAGACGGAUGUCUGAGGAUUAUUGACCGUAAGAAAGACCUGGUCAAGCUGCAGCAUGGGGAGUACGUGUCUCUGGCACAGGUCGAGACUGUCCUCAAGAUGUGCCCCCUGGUGGAGCAGAUCUGUGUGGUGGCCCGCAGCGACCGCAACAACGUGGUGGCGCUGAUCGUGCCCAACCAGGCGCGUCUAGAGGCCGUGGCCAGGGAGGUCGGCGCCGGCGACAGUGGGGACUUCAAGACGCUUUGUGGGGACCGUAGAGUGCUGGCCGCUGUGCUCAAGCAGAUCUGUGCCCACGGGCUCAAAGGUAAACUACAGCGCUCGGAGCUCCCCCUGGCGGUGCGUCUGUUCCCUGACCCCUGGAUGCCUGACACCGGCCUGGUCACCGACGCCUUCAAGCUCAAGAGGAAGAACAUCGAUGAACACUUCCGUGCUGCCAUCAAUGAGAUGUACGCUGCCUGAGAUGUGGGGGGAACAUUGAUGAAAGCUUCUGCACCGCCAUCGAUGAGAUUACACUGCCUGAGAUGUGGAGAACAUCGAUGAACGCUUCUGUGCCGCCAUCGAUGAGAUGUACGCUGCUUGAGAUGUGGGGAGAGGAGAGGAAGAACAUCGACGAAUGCUUCCGUGGCGCUUUCGAUGAGACGUACGCUGGCUGAAGUGUGUGUGUGUGUGUGUGUUAUGUGUGUGUGUGUGUGUGUGUGUGUGUGUGUGUGAUAUAAAUGUAAGGAAAAAACAAACAUGUUAUGUUUUCUUGUUUUUUGCUUCUUAUACUUAUAGUUUCAUGUCAGCUUGUUAUGAGAGAAAGAGUUAAGGGAGAUAAAGAGAGAGUUUGUUGAGUGAGAGAAAGUUUGUUGAGUGAGAGAAAGUUUGUUGAGUGAGAGAAAGAGAGAGGAAUGAGA
Aplysia californica (California sea hare) is the source of this 2807-nucleotide messenger RNA. Its product is annotated as long-chain-fatty-acid--CoA ligase 4. Gene Ontology annotation, cellular component: lipid droplet; plasma membrane; endoplasmic reticulum. The record is from RefSeq and is a predicted model, not a curated record. Gene Ontology annotation, biological process: long-chain fatty-acyl-CoA metabolic process; neuron differentiation; long-chain fatty acid metabolic process. Gene Ontology annotation, molecular function: long-chain fatty acid-CoA ligase activity. Lineage: Eukaryota; Metazoa; Mollusca; Gastropoda; Aplysiida; Aplysiidae.